AUGUCAACGACGGCUUUGGAUGGUGUCAACGGACCGCAUCAACGCUGGAUGCAGAUAGUUGAAGAAGCCACUCCAUCUCACCUCCCUAUAGCAUCUGUAUCUAAGCAGACAGAAGGGUGGUCAGUGAACCAGUUACAUGUCAAGAUCCCUUCUCUUCAAGCCGGCUGCGAGCAGUCCAAUACUUCUCCCCUGGAGCUUAUCAAGGCUUCGUGGGCAGGUCUGCUGCGCUGCUACACAGGUUCUGAAGACAUCUUAUUUGCAGGUAUUGGGCUGAGCUAUGACAAAGAAUUGAAGAAAUGGGCAAAUGCAUCCAUAUGUCGAGUUAAAUUGAGGCUGGACGAUGCUAUCCUUCUUGCUAUGAACAAGAUGCAGCAAGUCGCAAUAGUCGAACCAGAAUCAUCUACGCCAUUCCCAGAUGCCUUCAGUGCAUUUGCCACUUUGGUACCGAAGCCAUUCAACUCAGCUAUCUGGCAGCGUCUUCGAUUAUAUUCUACAAGUUGA
Bipolaris maydis ATCC 48331 is the source of this 501-nucleotide messenger RNA. RefSeq lists its product as uncharacterized. NCBI's taxonomy places the organism in Eukaryota, Fungi, Ascomycota, Dothideomycetes, Pleosporales, Pleosporaceae. The record is from RefSeq and is a predicted model, not a curated record.